This is a messenger RNA of Penaeus chinensis, 2803 nucleotides long. RefSeq lists its product as uncharacterized. NCBI's taxonomy places the organism in Eukaryota, Metazoa, Arthropoda, Malacostraca, Decapoda, Penaeidae. Bases 464 to 1231 code for a protein of 255 amino acids. The transcript has 3 exons. The record is from RefSeq and is a predicted model, not a curated record.
ACGAGUCGCCCUUGGUUGCCUUGGUUAUGAAUUGGACACUGUUAUUAACCAGGAUCGUGGGACCUCCAUCUGUGUACAGCAGCUUGAAAGUUUGCAGCCUGAACAGGUUAUGCAGAGAGGUCUGCUGAACCAUCGUGUUCCAGAGCCUGGAAUAUUUAGCUCGAAAACCAAAGCGUUGGCGUGAAAUGUGAGCUAGCCAAUAGAAAGGAAGCCAUCGGAUGCAGUAAAGCUAAAAUUCAGGAACCUGGAGUUCAUGGGAGUAAAGUGCUUCAGGGAGAAGGUUGACGCCAGGAAGUGAACGCUCGUUGAUGGGUGCUUCUGAGGAAAGAUACUGCAACUGUGACGUCAUCAGUUCAAGUAAGGAACUCCCGACUUGCACCUGGUGAGGAUCCCUUCGGCCGCGCCUCCAGCUCCAGAUCCCAACGUCUCUCUCUGCAACUCUUUUCUCCAAAUAAAGGGUACAAUGUUGGCUGUGCUGAUGGUGUUGACGGCAUGGCCCUUGUCACCCUCACUGACUGAAAUAAUCACGAGCCAUUUUUACGAAGUCAAGGUCUCCAAGGCAACGAUAAUGGCGUCACGGACUCUGCAAGUCGUGCAGCCUGUCUCGAAGCUUCCCCCCUCACUUCGGUGCUCCUCCGUCUGCAACGUGGACCUGUUGUGCCAGGUGUGGUGCCACGAAGCUUCCUCUGAGGAGUGCCUCUUAUCCGACAUGUAUGUGAUGCCAACCUACAGGGAGACCAACCUGGGUGACACAGUCAUGUGCAACACCAAACGGCACUAUGACCUCGCGACCGGGGCCUUCUCCAUCACCGCCACUCCUUCUGACCCCAGGGCAUCCUUGAGAGUAAAGGACAAUCUCAUAGACGGGAUCUACGACCGGAUGACGAUGAACCAGUGCUACUUGGGGGACUCCAGCUCAACCAAGCCAUGGCUCUACUUAGACUUCGGCGAAGUAAUCUCCUUCCGUGUUGUGAAGCUGGUUACGCAAUCAGGAGGUCACCGUCAUCACCUAAACCUAUUUCAAGGCCUUGAGGUGAGAGCUGGCAUGGAGGCUGUGGAAACACCUGGCAACUUCAGCUCAUAUGCCAGGGUUGCCAGCUUUGCAGGUCCUGCCACUGACUUCGACCAAGAGGUUUUCCUUGAGGCACCGGAGCCCGUCAAGGCCAGAUUCAUUUCAGUUCAGAAGAUGGCGAGCAUGACGAUCCAGAUUUGUCACUUGGAAGUAUUUUAAGAAAACAUAUGUAUAAUCAUUUUAUGCUGAUAUUUACGUAACUGCACUAAAUCCCUUACACAAUAAAAAUCACUGACCCGUAACCGCAAUCAAGGCCAUGCUUCUUUUGGAAAUGGUUUUCAUGCUUGAAUGUUAACCAUGCAUAUAUAUCUGCUGUUUACUGACAGAUAUUAUUUCCAAAUCAUAAAUCACACAUGCAAUUAUAACUUUAACGAUUUCAGAAUUUAGAAAAAUCUCAUAGUCUCACAGUUGUGCUUGUUUAUGCACAUAUUAGUAUGUCUGUAUUUUGUUUAUAACACGGGGGUAAAUUUUCCCUAAUGCCCGAAGGGCCUCAGAGAACCUGCAUCACCAUUUCCAGACUUUAUACUGUUGUUUUCGCUAGCAAGUUUUUCAGACUGGGCAGUUGGUGAAGAACUUGACAGUUUGUACGAAAAACAAUGAAUGGUGGGUUAAAGACAAUUAUAUAAUUAUAUACAUAUAAAUUAGUAUAGAGAGUUUACUCGGCCAUUGCAAUUGCAGGACCGUUCAAAUGGGUGUACGGAUAAGUAUAAUUUUGACCUUUCCUGUCUGGACCACGUUAGUAACGUGUCGGCAGCUCAUCCGAGGGAUCGGCGGUUCGCGUCCCGCUCUGGCGUGAGAAGUUUCAGACUGUCGUCUGGAGGUUAUCGCUGUGGCUGGGCAUCGCGAUGUUUAAAGACAAAGCUUAGUCGAGUCAACACCAGCUGGCCCACGGUGUUCGAGUCGGCAUUAGUUGGCACAGUCAUAGGCAUAGCCUGUGCGAGACUCAGCCUCGCAUAUAUGACUUAUGACAAUACGACUGCCAUUGUACUAUGUGUGGGGUUUUCGUCCGGCUAAAAAUGGGCAGAGUCUGCCGGAAUUUCUCGCCUGAUGAGUUUUUGGAGCAGUUCAUUGGACUUUACAGGAGAAUUCCUGUAAAAGUGGGUUGUCUGGUACCUGAGCAAUGAGGCGAAGGAUGCAGUAAGUAAUGCCAUCCUCGCCAGGGGCGGUUGCCUUACCUUUCAGAAGGCAUUACACAAUUCCCACUCGGAUAUUUCGGCAAAGCCAGAGGGAUCAGUAGUAGUACAGGCUACUGAUAUAUUAAAAUUUCAAUCAAUUUUCAACUUGAGCUGAUCUUUUAUCCCGUGUGGAAGUGAAUUCAACUGAGGAUUCCCGGCCCACUGCUCUUGCACAGCAUAAGGGCCUGCUCUUGUGGGCUGUGAAACUGCGGUGUUGUGAGAGCUUUACCUGUCAGCCUACUAUUUUUUCUCCGUACGUCAGCUACAGAAAUUUGACUAUUGAUGCUUUGCAAGAAUUGUUCCUCGUGAUUACCACGAAUCUGAGUUUUUAAUUCUCUGAAUUCCUUGUUGGCUUUAAGAAAUUGCAUAGGAUUAUCUAAUAUCUAUAACAAUUAGCAUGCUCCUGAACCCGUUUAUGUUCCUUGGCCAGAAUUGGGUCAAUGAUCCACGUCGGUGCAUGGAGGCCUGGGACCUCAUUUUCUUCGAGAGUCAGUGACAACUUUGAUUAGGUCCUGAGAGAAAUUUCAAUAGUUAUUCCAUAGGUGUUAUACCAGUC